ACGUUAGACAACACUUCUUAUUGAAUUUUUCAACCCUAAGUCCACUCACCACCACCAUCCUCAUUUAUAAACCACCUCACGGUUUUACUUUUCUCCAUCUUUCAUUUCUCUUCACUCACUCUAACUAAUUUCUCAUAUUCUAUGUUUUUCUCUAAUUACUUUUGGAGAAAAAUCAUACUUUCUUUCAAUUAAUGCAUUCAUCACACUAUAAAUAAAUCUUCAAAGGAAAAGUACCAUUUCUUCAUCUAAGACAACCAUUUUAUCUCUAGAAUCUAGUAUGAAUUUUGUUAACAAACAACAUCACUUGAUCAUCUAUCCUGUGUCACAAGCUCAUCCACCUAUCCAAAAUCAUCAUGAUUCUAGUACAAAUUUUCCAAUAGUAAUCAUUGUAGUAGGAAUGAUGGUAACAUCUUUCUUGCUAAUGGCAUACUACACCUUUGUUAUCAAAUGCUGCUUCAAUUGGAACAAUAUUGAUCUUGAUAGAGGAAGACGUUUUUCUUUUUCAAGACAACAUGAAGAACAAUCUACGUCAUACUCGAUGACAUCGGAUCAUAGAGGAUUAGAACAAUCGGUGAUUAAUUCAAUUCCGGUGAUUCAUUACAAACUAGAGAAAGAUUAUGGUGAAUUAGGAAUCUCUAGUGAAUGUGCUUUUUGUUUGAGUGAGUUUCAAGAAGAUGAGAAACUAAGAGUUAUACCAAAUUGCAACCAUUUAUUUCACAUUGAUUGUGUUGAUAUUUGGCUUCAAAACAAUGCAAAUUGUCCACUUUGUAGAAGGAAAGUUUCAAUGACAAGAGAAAUCCAAGUUGAGCAUGUUGUAACUCCAAGACCUUCACCUUAUUUUGAAAGGCAAAAUGUUGAAAACAUCAUUGAUGGUUGUGAAGAUUUUGUUUCAAUUGAUUUGGAUAAUAUUGAAAAUGGUCAUGAAGGUCAAAACUUGCAUGAAAGAAUAGAAGAAAGAGGUAAAGAAUUAGAGGUACCAAGAGAUUCACACAAGAAAGCACUUAAGCUUCAAAAAGUGUCUAGCAUGGGGAAUGAGUGUAUUAAAGACAAAGAUGAUGGCUUCUUAGUUCAACCAAUUAGAAGGUCUUUCUCAAUGGACUUAGCAAUAUAUAAAUCUUUAUAUCAACCUAAUUUGCAUGUUCACGAGGUUAGUUCCAUUGAAGUUUGUGGUGAUAGUAGUAAUAGACCUAAGAGAUCAUUCUUUUCCUUUGGACAUGGAAGUAGAUCAAGAAGUGUUGUUUGACCAAUUCAUUUGGACCCUUGAAAGUUUCUUUAGCAAGUAAAUUAGCAUUUUGGUCUUUCAAAUUGUAAGAGUUGGUUUGUUUAGUCCCUCAUAUUUGUGGAAUAUGAAUUUAUUCCCUUAGAUUGAAUAAUGCCACUAAAUUCCCUUUGUGGAAUAUGAGCUGUAUUUUCAUGAAUGUUUAUUAAAUUGAUAUUUUGAUUGAGGGACUAAAUUGAUGUUCUUCAAUUUAAGAGAUUAAUUUGUUGUUUCAUAAAUAUUUAAGGGUCUAAAUUGUU
This is a messenger RNA of Medicago truncatula (barrel medic), 1518 nucleotides long. RefSeq names its product RING-H2 finger protein ATL16. Gene Ontology annotation, biological process: protein ubiquitination. The record is from RefSeq and is a predicted model, not a curated record. The coding region runs from base 278 to 1243 and encodes 321 amino acids. NCBI's taxonomy places the organism in Eukaryota, Viridiplantae, Streptophyta, Magnoliopsida, Fabales, Fabaceae. The transcript has a single exon. Gene Ontology annotation, molecular function: transferase activity.